UGUGCAGAUAAUACAGGAAAGGAAGCAGUCACUCAGAUCAUACAUUUGCAGAAGAGUCUGCGUUGUUGCCGUUGUUGUUUAGCAGUCAGUAAGUUUUGUUUAAACUUUCUAACUUUCUCUGGUUUAUAAGAAAUGAAGUUCGAAUUGGUCCUGUUCUUGUAUUUUUGGGCAGCUGUUGCCAAUGGUAAUCCGGCGAAGAUCCAACUGGAGGCGGACCAGCCAUUUCAACGUGUGCCUGUGUCACAACAAGCCUCAAUCGAAUGCUGCUACCGUUGUGAAGAGAAACUUCAUUUCACCUGGAUCAUGAAUGUUCACACCAUCAACCGAACCACAUCAUUACAAAUUGUAAAUUUGUCAGACAAAGUGACGUUUAAGCCAAUACGUGAAGCAAAUGGAGUCAAAUGCCAUGAGUUGGUUCUCCAGAAUGUCCAAAUCGAAGAUACUGGCCUUUACCAGUGUUUCCUUAAUCUUACCACUCCUCGCAUUGCCAUUUUUACACAUGGCACCUUCCUUCAAGUCUACAAGCCUCUGCAAAAGACCUUGGACCUCAGCGAGAGUGUGAAGAACAGCAUCAUUACAGCAGAGGGGGUUUUACUGCUACUGUGUGUGUUGAUCCCUGGCACCAUGCUCCUUUGUAAGUCAAAGAGGUUGAAAGAACUGGACAGGAAGAAAGGAAGGGAGGAAGAAAAUAUCUAUGAGGGUCUUAACUUGGAUGACUGCAAUUCCACUUACCAUCAAAUCCAACGCUCCCAUGUGCAAGGCCCAUAUCAAGAUGUGGCCAACUGUGGAGAUGACAUUCAGCUGGAGAAGCCCUAACUGAGAUGGAGAGAAAGGGGAACGUGAUAAUAUUAAAUAUGAUCUAAUACACAGAGAGAAGGGGAUAAAGAUUAGAUGGAAGUCCUAUAGAGGGUCAUUAGAUCAUUGUGGUUGAAUAUAUUUAAAGUGGGACACUGAUACUUUGUCAUAAGUGUUUUUAAUACUAUACAAUUAGCUUCAUCAGUGUCAUCUCACACUAGUGCAGGAUAAUAAUGCUGAUUUGUAGUAGGCUAAUGUACUGUAGUACGCAUAAAGAUGAAUAAGUUUGAUUUUUAAACAGGCAAAUUUUUAUUUGAUAAUUGUUAUAAGACACACAUGUGUAAAUUAUAAAAUAAGUUUUUUUGUUACUAAUUAUGGGUGUUGUAUUUUGAUGUCACAAUUGAAUUGUCCUCCUUAAACUAAUUGUUCAAACUAUAUUAACAAGAUGGCUUUUUGCAGACGUUCUAUGCAAUUGCAAUGAUUUACAUACAACUGUAACACUUAUGUUUUUCUAUUUUCUAUUUUAUUUUAUUUUUAGUUAUUGCUAUGAUUAUUGUUUUGCCUUUUACGUGACACAAUGCGUCACUUGACAAAAUAAAAUGAUCGAAUUGAAUCUGAAAAUUAAUUAAAA
Messenger RNA from Misgurnus anguillicaudatus (oriental weatherfish), 1426 nucleotides. The record is from RefSeq and is a predicted model, not a curated record. NCBI's taxonomy places the organism in Eukaryota, Metazoa, Chordata, Actinopteri, Cypriniformes, Cobitidae.